Molecule: messenger RNA, 738 nt
Organism: Lasiodiplodia theobromae
Lineage: Eukaryota; Fungi; Ascomycota; Dothideomycetes; Botryosphaeriales; Botryosphaeriaceae
Product: Allergen V5/Tpx-1-related protein
Exons: 2
Coding region: 1-738 (245 amino acids)
Cellular component (GO): extracellular region
Source: RefSeq, a predicted model, not a curated record
AUGGGCUGGUUUUGGUUCAACUUGCUGCUUCUCUCUGCCUCGCUUGCACUGCCCACGGAAUCAACGACGACUCUCCGACACACAUCGACGAUCACCGUCGUGCAAACCAUCUACGCCUCUGCGGCAGUCGCGACGGCAACUGCGUCGGUCACCACGGACGAGCAUUCGUAUACGGAUGACGCCGUCUUCGACAACACUGUUCUGGACAUAACCAACACAGUGCGGCAGAACUACAAUGCAAGCGCGCUUUCGUGGAACGACACGCUCGCAGAUUACGCGCAGGCUUGGUCCGAGGGCUGCAAGUUCGAACACUCGAACGGGCCGUACGGCGAAAACCUUGCCGCGACCUACCCCUCGGCUUCGGCCGCCGUCACAGCCUGGGCCAACGAGUCGCAGCACUUCGACUUCGCGGAUCCAGGCUUCACGGAAGCCACGGGCCACUUCUCGCAGAUGGUUUGGAAAGGUACCACGUCGAUGGGGUGCGGGAGGACCAACUGCGGCGGCUCGAGCCAAGGCGACCACGCCAACGGCUGGUAUGUCGUGUGUAGCUAUUGGCCUAGAGGCAACGUCCUCGGCCAGUUUGCUGCAAAUGUCGACGCGGCGGUGGAUGGGAGCGGCAGCUCUUGGGAUGACGAGGGCAUGAUUGCCAAGAGCAAAAGCGGCGUGGCAAGGGUUGGCGUAUGGAGGGCCAUGCUGUGCGCGCAGUCGGUGGCAUUGGCAAGUUGGGCUCUGGCAUGA